Molecule: messenger RNA, 756 nt
Organism: Schistocerca nitens (vagrant locust)
Lineage: Eukaryota; Metazoa; Arthropoda; Insecta; Orthoptera; Acrididae
Product: coagulation factor IX-like
Exons: 7
Coding region: 1-756 (251 amino acids)
Biological process (GO): proteolysis
Molecular function (GO): serine-type endopeptidase activity
Source: RefSeq, a predicted model, not a curated record
AUGGAAUGCAUCCCGCCCCCAAAGACAACCCAAGACGAUGAGUUGGGAAGAGCUGGCGUUGCCGAGGACAGCGUGCUACAGCAGCCAUCACUGAAAAAGUGUGAUGGAAUCGGGGGGGAGCCUGCCAGACCAGGGUCGUACCGGUACGUGGUAUCCUUGGAGUUGAUUGAGAAAAGCAACAAAAAAUUCGUCUGCAGUGGUUCGCUCAUCGCGUCUCAAUUCAUAAUGACUGCAGCUCACUGUGUGAGAGAAUCGCACGGUGACUACUGGGCAAUCGCCGGUGUCCUGAACCGAACCAUCAAUGAACCAACGCAGCAGAAACGACGAGUGGUCGAGCAAAUUCCACAUAAAAAUUAUUUUGUAAGAAACAAUAUCCCUCGCAACGACGUGGCAGUCUUCAUUGUCUACUCUCCUUUUAUUAUGAAUGACUACAUUCAACCAAUAAACAUGGAGAUCGCGCCUACAGGUAACCUCUUUGUCUUCGUCACUGGUUGGGGGACACUUAAAGAACAUACUCCACCUGGAGAUGUUUUGCGUUAUGCAACGUCAAAAAUCAUGCCUCGUGAUGAAUGUCUGAAACAUAUACCCGAACUCCACGACCGCUCUAUGUGUGCCACUCCAACACAUGCAGAAAGUCAUGGCUGUUUGAUGAACAAGAGCAGACACAAGGACAACGAGACUUUCCGACACGUGUGCUGCAUUCAGAAGAUCGGACCACAUUACGGCAUGAGUGACAGUCAGGCUCUGGAGGCAUAA